Molecule: messenger RNA, 1355 nt
Organism: Ctenopharyngodon idella (grass carp)
Lineage: Eukaryota; Metazoa; Chordata; Actinopteri; Cypriniformes; Xenocyprididae
Gene: nit1
Product: nitrilase 1
Exons: 6
Coding region: 278-1228 (316 amino acids)
Molecular function (GO): hydrolase activity, acting on carbon-nitrogen (but not peptide) bonds, in linear amides
Source: RefSeq, a predicted model, not a curated record
AAAAGCCCCGCCCACAUCAGACUUCUGUUUCAUGCUAAUUCCCCUUCUAAUCGUGUAUUCUUUUGGGGUUGCGCGUGUUUUAGCCAAACAUAACCUGUAAUUUAUUGCAAAUGACAGGGUUGUUCUUUAAUUCACAUUCAUAUUCUGUGAUAAGAGCCAGCUAGGUCGUGCGGUGUUAAUAUGUCAGCUGUACAGUUAGUCAUUGGCUUGGCAGUAGGUGAAAUGGGCUCAAAGUGCAAGCUGUGAUCUAACAAAAAGUCAGUUUCACACGCUGCCGAUGCGUCUGUUUACAGCACUGAGGGAGCGAAGGCCUUCUCUUGCUGCAGGUCUGUUGGCUUUGAGAUCGAGGGUGGCGCGAGGACAGAUCAGGAUGUCAUCAUCACUUCCUGUGGCAGCAGUUUGUCAGAUGACUGCCACCCCUGACAAAGAGGCCAACUUCAGCGUAUGUAUGCGAUUGGUGGAGCAGGCCAAAGAGGGCGGGGCGAGCAUGGUCUUCCUGCCGGAGGGCUUCGAUUAUAUUGGCUCGAACCGUGAGGAGACGCUGGCGCUCUCAGAGACUCUGGACGGUGACAUCAUAAGCCGCUACACCCACCUGGCCAGGAAGCUGGACGUGUGGCUGUCUCUGGGUGGAUUUCAUGAGAGAGGACAUGACUGGAAAACAGACCGCCGCAUUUAUAACAGCCACAUUAUCAUUAACGGUCAAGGUGAGAUCGUGUCGGUCUACAGGAAGGGCCAUUUGUUUGAUGUGGAGUUGACCAGUAAAGGUGUGUCUCUUAAAGAGAGCGCUUUCACUGUGCCCGGACCUCGACUGCUUCCGCCCGUCCAGACGCCCAUCGGAAAGGUUGGUCUGGGUGUCUGUUAUGAUCUGCGUUUUCCUGAGCUGUCGUUGGCGCUGCAGAGACACGGAGCAGAAAUCCUGACAUACCCAUCAGCCUUCACUGUGGCCACAGGAGAAGCACACUGGGAGGUGCUUCUGCGGGCGAGAGCGAUCGAGACGCAGUGUUUCGUUAUGGCGGCGGCACAGGUCGGAGCUCAUCACGCCAAGCGGACGUCCUACGGACACGCUCUGGCAGUGGACCCGUGGGGUGUGGUGAUCGGGGACUGCGGGGGUACGGAUGUGGGCGUAACGCUGGUUCAGAUCGACCUGCAGGCACUACAGGACGUCAGAAGGGACAUGCCAGUGCAGCAGCACCGGAGAGAGAAGGACUUUUACUGCAGCUUGGACUAAAACACAUAUUUAUACAAUGAACAUGCCUUUUAUGUUAUAAAUAAUACACAUUGACGCAUAGUGACGACUUAUUGUGUAUUAAUUCAUGACUUCUUAAUAAAUUUGACCCAAGUUGUAUUAGAAAUGA